ACGGAAAACAAACUUGAAUGAAUAAUAAUAUUUUUGGGAGCCGGUGCCCGGCCCGGGUAAUUGUUAAUGCCUUUGUUGUUUUCGUUGAAGAUUUCGUGAUUGUUUUUAUUUUGGUGUUAUACCUACUUUGCAAGCUUUCCGUAAAACCAUUAUGAAUGAACUACCUUAUUACACGGAAUAUGCAACAUCGAGUAGGGCAGGAUGUAAAGGUUGCAAAGACAAAAUCGCUCAAGGAAAUCUACGCAUUGCUCGAAUGGUUCAGUCUGCAUUCCACGAUGGCAAGCAACCAAACUGGUACCAUGAGGAGUGUUUCUUUGAGAAGCAACGGCCCAGCUCAGUGGACGAGAUAGCCAACUUCAACAAACUGAAGAGUGCCGAUCAGAAGAGGAUUGUCAACAAAAUAAAUGAGGUCGGCCAAAGCGCAGUAUUAGUUGUAAAGAAUGAGAAAUCUAAAGGAAAAUCAAAGAAACGUGCGUCGACGUCCGUGGUCGGGGCGCUCAAGGACUUCGGCGUGGAGUACUCCAAGAGCAGCCGCGCUAGCUGCAAGCAUUGUGAAAUUAAGAUCUGUAAGGAUGAAGUCCGCAUUCGCAAGACAGUGUUCGAUACGGAUGUGGGUGCCAAGUACGGCGGGCAGCCGCUGUGGCACCACGUCAAAUGCUUCGCGGAGGCCCGGCACGAGCUGCAGUUCUUUGCUGGGGGGGAGGUGUUGCCCGGAUUCACUGACCUCUCCGAGGAGGACCAGAAGAUGGUCAAGGAUACCAUCAAGCCAGUAGGCGAAGCGGUGCCGACAAAGAAAAUUAAGACUGAAGAAGGCGACCCGGCGCAGGAGAAACUGGAGAAGAUGCUGAAGAAGCAGAACGACUUGUUCCAGAAGUACAAGACUGCGCUCGGCCAACUGGCGCCUAAAGAGAUCGAGGAGAUACUAGAGGAGAACUCGCAAGAAGUGCCUCAGGCUAAGAGAGACGCAGUGGAUCUUCUGGCGGAUUGCAUGGCCUUCGGAGCCCUGAAGCCCUGCCCCGACUGCAAGAAUGGACAGCUGGUGUUGGACACAUUUGGCUACAAGUGCACCGGCCACAUCAGCGGGUUCACGUCGUGCGCGUACGUCAGCCAAGAUCCGAAGCGGUCCAAGCUGAAAAUCCCCUCAGCAUAUAAGGAACAGCCGCCCUUCAACAAGUACAAGCCUAAAGUUGACGUCAGAGUGUUCAGGGCGGCGCCCAAGCCACUCGUUACCGUCAAGAAAGAGGAAACCAUUGUGAAGAAGGAAGUCAGGAAUCCUCCACUGAAGAACCUGCAGUUCUUCAUCUACGGCCGCGAGUUGAACAAAGAGAAGAAGGAAGAGAUCAAACGGCGUAUUCUGAAGUUGGGGGGGCUGGUGGUGACCAAGCUGACUGACACUGCCGCCGCCGUCGUCUCCACUCCGAAGGAGAUAGAGAGGAUGAGUGACAAAAUGGAGGAUAUACAGAAACUAGAGAUUGAGGUGGUAGAAGAAUCAUUCCUGGACCUGAUCCACCCCGAAAACGGCAGUGUGUCGCAAUCCAUGAAGCUUAUCAGGGAGAACAACAUCGCAUCUUGGGGAUCUGAUCCUACGACCCGCGUGCCGCAGGACGUGAUCGACGGCAAGUCGAUCGCCAAGUCCGGCAGCAACUACGCCAAGUCCAACAAAUCGGGACCGAUGAAAAUUCAAAUCAAGGACGGGUCAGCAGUGGACCCGGCGUCGGGCCUGGCCGACGUCGCGCACGUGCACUGCCGCCACAGCGCGGCGCUCUCCAGGACAGACGUCGUCACCGGCAAGAACUCUUACUAUAAACUGCAGCUUUUGAAGAGCGACACCAGCGACACUUUCUACCUGUUCCGGGCGUGGGGCCGCAUCGGCACGCCCAUCGGCGGGAACAAGACGGAGAACUUCAAGAGUUUAAACGACGCGAUACGACAGUUCAAACAUUUCUACAAAGAGAAGACGCAGAACGAUUGGGACAAUAGGGAGAACUUCGAAAAGGUGCCCGGCGCGUACUAUCCACACGAUGUAGACUACAGCGACGUGGAGAAGAAGAAUAAUAUCCGCGCGAUGGUGGUGGACCCCAAUUCUUCUCUGCCAGUGCCGGUGCAGAAACUGGUGCAGAAGAUAUUCGACCUUGCUGCUAUGAAGAAAACCAUGUUGGAGUUUGAGCUGGACACAGAGAAGAUGCCGCUCGGCAAGAUAUCGCAAAAGCAAAUCACACAGGGAUACGAAGUGCUGUCUGAGCUUCUCAAGUACAUCGAGAAGGGGAAGGUGAACCAGUCCAAGAUCAUUGACGCUACUAAUAGGUUCUUCACAAUUAUUCCUCACGACUUCGGCACGGAGAACGCCCCGCUGCUGUCCUCCGCGGAGCUGGUCCAGGCCAAGUGCCAGAUGCUGGACAGCCUGCUCGAGAUCGAGAUAGCUUACAGCAUUCUCAACACAGAUGGCAAUGAUGGCGAAAGCGCGAUAGAGGAAAGUUACAAGAAGUUGAAGGCGGAGAUCACACCGUUGGACAGAAACUCGACGGAGUUCAAGAUGAUCGAAGAAUACGCUAAGAAUACGCACGCGGAAACACAUUCUUCAUACACUUUGGAGAUAGAAGAGGUAUUCAAAGUGGUCCGCCACGGAGAAGACAAACGUUACAAGCCAUUCAAGAAGCUGCACAACCGCCGGCUGCUGUGGCACGGCUCACGGAUCACCAACUUCGCUGGGAUCCUCUCUCAAGGUCUGCGCAUAGCGCCGCCGGAGGCGCCGGUGACGGGCUACAUGUUCGGCAAGGGGAUAUACUUCGCGGACAUGGUCUCCAAGUCCGCCAACUACUGCUGCACCAGCAAGGAGAACCCCUGCGGGGUGCUGUUACUCUGCGAGGUCGCUUUAGGGAAUAUGAAGGAAUGUAGCAAAGCGGAAUACGUGACGAAGCUCCCUCCCGGCACGCAGUCGGUGUUAGGCGUGGGCCGCACGGCGCCGGCGCCGGCGCGCGCGCUGGCCGGCGGCGCGCUGGUGCCGGCCGGGCCUCCCGUCAACAGCGAUCGCAAAACCGACCUGCUCUACAACGAAUACAUCGUGUAUGACGUGGCGCAGGUCAACAUCAAAUAUCUACUGCAGAUGAAGUUCAACUUCAAGUAUUGAUCCUUUUCAGUGCAUUUAUACGCCUAUUUUUAUGUUAAGGCUUAGUUAAGUUGCUUAAUUUGUUGGGAUUUCUAUCGUCUAUACAUGAGCGUGAAAGGUAAAGUUUAAAAUAUUCGAUACAUGUAAGUUUUAUAUCAAGGGUGUAUUCUGACAAUGUUAUGUCAUAAUUGUACCUCAAUGGUAUUUCAAUAGUAGUAUAGCUGGGUAUCGAAUGCUGACGUAAGCCAUAAUCAUUGUUUACUUGGGUAGGUAAAACAAUUUUGUCAUAAAACAGCGGAAUUUCCUAUCACCUGUAAUCUAGACCGCGUGUGUUACCUAAUAAACAAUUAGAUUUAUCUUUAUAAUUAUUUCUAAAUGAAAUUGCUCUUAAAACCCAGACUAUUAUUGAAUAAGCGAAACUCACUGCACAAGCUAGCCAAGGAGGCACGGUUACAACUUCGUGGAAUCAACACCCGUAUUUGAUGCAAAAUUUGUUUUUAUAAGAUUCACUAUAUAGCGAAAAAGUGACACCACGAUUUUUGAAUUCAUUGUAAUUGCCUAUACACGCAGUCUAUAGAUAAUAGACAUUCUGUGUAUUUAAUAAGUUGUCGUUUUUCAUCGAUACGACAUAUUACUCUCAUUUUGCAUUAUGUUACAGAUCGCUACGCGAUAAAGUUACCUAUAAUAUCGUGAUGUAGUUUAAGUUUCCUGUUAAUACAUAAUCAGCAUUUCUGCCAAAAAAAAAAUGCGUUGGGAACACUAUUGAAUGGUGUCCACGGACGCGUGUCGCGCUCGAUGUGUUAAAAUUAGUUUUUUCGUAUGGCAGGUUAUGACUACAAAUAUGGAAGUUAAUACAAGUUAGGCUGAGAGUAUAUCCCAUUCCCCUGGGUAAACAAAAAAAGAGUAUAUCCCUCUGUUUAUUAAUCUUUAGCUCCUCUUACAUUAUAAUUUACUAUUUUUGCACAACUGACCAAAAAAAGGAGUAAUAUAAAUAUAUUACUAUCCACUAUCCGGAUUCACGUUUUAUUCCACCGUAAUAAUUAAAGGCCUGAUGAAGUAAUGAUGUGUAAGAUAUCAUUACAUACCUUGCUUUGUGAUGUCAUUAUAAUAUAUAUAUAUAUGGCAAAUACUAUUAUUACCACUCCAACUGCAAACCUGAAAAUUCAAUGUCGACCAAUAAAUCGUGUGGGGUUUUGAGGAGAUCACAAUAAUACAAUUUGUAUGUUGAACCUGUAUAUAUGAUGAAUCUUUCCAGUUUCACUCAACUUAAUAUACAUAAAUACCCAAUCACAAAAUAACAAAUAAAUGAUAAGCGUAUCGCAGUUCGCAGUUGUUCAGAGGGAUUUUGUUAGUGUUUGAUGUUAAUUUGUUUAUUUAAAUACGCAUUUUGAUUACUAUUGUUUAGUUGUUAUUAUUAAUUUCCAUACGCCUGAUUUGUGAUAUAUAAUUAUAGAAUUAGUAAUGUUGUGACAUGGAAGAAAUUCAUCAUGUUGAUAUUUUUUUAGUUAUUAUUAAUACAUUCAUACGAUCGGAACGAAUGAUAUCUAUAAUAAAUCCUUUGGUUUUUUA
This is a messenger RNA of Plodia interpunctella (Indianmeal moth), 4675 nucleotides long. It is a transcript of the gene Parp1, whose product is annotated as Poly-(ADP-ribose) polymerase 1. The transcript is spliced from 20 exons. Gene Ontology annotation, molecular function: NAD+-protein mono-ADP-ribosyltransferase activity; DNA binding; zinc ion binding. Bases 152 to 3127 code for a protein of 991 amino acids. Gene Ontology annotation, cellular component: nucleolus; nucleus. NCBI's taxonomy places the organism in Eukaryota, Metazoa, Arthropoda, Insecta, Lepidoptera, Pyralidae. Gene Ontology annotation, biological process: protein poly-ADP-ribosylation; double-strand break repair. The record is from RefSeq and is a predicted model, not a curated record.